AUGUCACUUGGAUUGCUUGGCAGGCUACAUGGCUUUUAUGUGGAGGAGACUGAGAAAGUGGAGGGAAUAAGAGAAGUUUUUGAAAGACUUUUUUCUUGCAAGCCACGAGAUUCAGAAGUGGAAUUUAUAAAAUCAUUUGACGAGGUUGGAUUUCUAAGCACAAAAGUGCUGAUUCCGGUUAUUUUCGAUGGAGAUAGGGUUGUUGAGUCGUCGGUACUAGAUAUCAGGACAUGGAUGCUAGGGAAGUAUGCUGUGGAAGUUGUUAGAUCACUUUCAUGGUUAGUAUGGGAUUUGAUGGUAUGGAUGUAUGUGCCUCAGAAUCAGGCUUCUGUCGGAAUAUACAAGCUAGAGGGAGGUCUGCAAUGA
This is a messenger RNA of Encephalitozoon cuniculi GB-M1, 366 nucleotides long. RefSeq lists its product as uncharacterized. The record is from RefSeq and is marked provisional. The transcript has a single exon. Bases 1 to 366 code for a protein of 121 amino acids. NCBI's taxonomy places the organism in Eukaryota, Fungi, Microsporidia, Unikaryonidae.